Aspergillus oryzae RIB40 is the source of this 771-nucleotide messenger RNA. RefSeq lists its product as uncharacterized. Bases 1 to 771 code for a protein of 256 amino acids. The transcript has a single exon. The record is from RefSeq and is a predicted model, not a curated record. Lineage: Eukaryota; Fungi; Ascomycota; Eurotiomycetes; Eurotiales; Aspergillaceae.
AUGCCAAGCAAACGCAUAUCGAGGCGCCCUUUCCUCUCAAGUGAAGAGGUGACUGUAGGCAGCCUGAUCAACAACAUCAAUGAACCCGUAAAAGGUGCCUAUGGAUGCCCCUGGCCUCUGGGCCAAAUCGAGGACUUUGCAGUCAGAUCUGUACCCGACAUGUGCGCCGCUACUCAACCCACGAAAGACACAGGGCUAUCUGCUUCAUUCACCCGUUUAUUCAAAACACCCGGCCGCGGCUGUGCAGAUAGCGACGAUAUGCGUCCCAGAGGCGGAAAGCUAUAUACACUCAAAAACCCGAGGGAGCUAUUCCGUAACCUCAGCACAAACAAGGGCGUCAAGAAAUGGCUGCAACAACAGAUUGGUGAAAAAUCGGACGUGUACUUGGUAGAGGGCCUUGCGACGCUAGAAGGAAAUUCUACCAGUAGCUGCAUGGAUAGUGAAGAUAGUUAUCCGGCUCAGGGAGAACUGAUCUGUGCUAUGCGUGUUUUGAAGCUUGUCUUUAAGCCUUUUAGGACGAAAACUCUCGAGUCUGGGCGAUUGGAGAAGAAUAGCUCGUGGGAGGUGUUCUCGGAUUGCAAGUUGUUACACUCUCAGGCAGCGGAGUGGGUCGAAGUGUCGGACGGAGAGGAGAGCAGCCUAGGGGACCGGGAUCGUCGGGCUAUGGGAGAUAAUGGCCACGGUGGAAUGUUUGCUUUCGAUGAGGACCUUCGCGAGCAACCCAGGAAUCGACGUGAGGAAGUGAGCCGGUUCUCAGAUGAUUCGCGAUAG